AUGUCUCGCAAAGAUUUCCGAGAGGGCAAUGUGACGGAGGAGCAGAUUGCUGCACGGAAGGAGCGGCAUAUACAGAGACGUGCACGGCCGCCAAAGGCAGAGAAGCUGGCUGCAGAAAUGCAAGACAUCAAGGAAGAAGUUGAUGCGGCAAUGGCCGGCAGAGAGCAGCCCUCCUCAUCAUCUAGACAGUCUGCAGAGCCAGAGGCCCCUGCCGCAAAGAGCAAGAACCAACCGAGGAAGCGCUCCAUCUGGUUUGAAGAAAAUGUUGAGGCAGAGGCCCAGGCGGAAAGGGAGGCUGCUGCCGCUGAGGCCGCUGCUGCCGAGGCCGAUUCUAUCUUCUGCCAGAUAGAUGAUCGGCAGAUCCAUGCCAGUUGGAAGCCGUUUGUGGAAGCCCUCGGCUGCACUGUGGCGGAUGCUUGGGCUGUAUGCUGGCCGGAGGAAGACAUCAUGGAGGCCAUCCGCAGCUUUAAGGUACAGACAGCCACAGCCAAGAGGCCGACCCUGUUUAUGUUCCACAGCUUCAAUCCGGAUGCCUACACGCACUGCGACAUCUGUGCGAAACGAUGCUUGGACAUGGGCUUGGAUGUUCACUUGGUGAGGGGGUUGGAUCCGACAUCCAAGCAUGCCGCGGACCUCAUGGCACGUCUUAAGGUGCAGAAUGCAAACAGAGCCCGAACAGCUUGGACUUUUUUUGGGCUCCCAUACAUCCUACACUGUUUGAGUAUUCAUGGACUGAGUGAUCAUGAGUGGUUCUUCGUGGCUGAGGAUUCUUGCUUCUUGUUUACAGCGUCGACUUUGGAAAGCAUGCAGGCGCUCACAAGCAACAUCGAGGCGUUCCCAGAGUUUGCCCGCCAGGCCGGACUGUGUGGUUAUCAAUUGGCUUACCGGCGCCUUGCUAGCACGAAGAGGACGUGCAAGCCGCUGGACCCGCUGACAGGGAAGGAGAUCACGGACGCCAACUCGAUCUCCUUCAGGCGGGCCAUUGGUGCCAAGCUCUUCCUGGUUCAGGGAGGGUGGCUACGCCUUUUGCACAAGGCGUCGCUGCAGCUGGAACGCACCUACUUCUUCGAUCACACGGUUGGUCUGAUGCGUUCAUCGGCGUUAUUGUUGUAUUCGUCGCCCAUCAUGGGUGGGUCGGCCAGGCAUUUCAGCUUGGUUGACGGCGGCCGAAUGCAGGAGGCAGAGAUGGGCCAGUGA
This is a messenger RNA of Symbiodinium sp. CCMP2592, 1197 nucleotides long. NCBI's taxonomy places the organism in Eukaryota, Dinophyceae, Suessiales, Symbiodiniaceae. The record is from the annotation of a GenBank genome assembly.